Molecule: messenger RNA, 996 nt
Organism: Aspergillus steynii IBT 23096
Lineage: Eukaryota; Fungi; Ascomycota; Eurotiomycetes; Eurotiales; Aspergillaceae
Product: type 1 glutamine amidotransferase
Exons: 1
Coding region: 1-996 (331 amino acids)
Cellular component (GO): cytosol; nucleus
Source: RefSeq, a predicted model, not a curated record
AUGACACCCCGUCCGCUCUACAUCGCCGCCCUCGACACGGACGUACCUUGCCCUCCAGUCUAUGCUCAACGGGGCCUAUAUAGCUCGCAAUUUCGCGUUCUUUUGCGUGCGGCCGCAGAGCGUCUGCAAGAAAGAUUUUCGCCGACAGGACAACAAUCAAUCGACGUUCAAGUCACGGCAUUCGAUGUAGUUGGGGGCUCAUUCCCGCCUUUUGAAUGCCUGCGGACUGACUCUAGCUUCUCAACAGAGCAAGUCCACCAUCGACCGACCCCAGGCCCCAUAGACGCCAUACUAGUGACUGGCGCAGCUGCCGCCGCAUACAAUGAUGUUCCUUGGAUCCACGCGUUACGGACAUACAUCCAGAAAGUGUAUACCGAGUAUCCUCUGGUCAAGAUAUUCGGUUCAUGCUUCGGCCACCAGUUAAUUGCCCAGGCAUUGCUGGGAGACGAAACAGGUUCAAUCUGUGAGCGCAAGGCGGUCUCAGUAGAGCGUUCGGAGGGGUAUGAAAUGGGCGUUCACACGAUUUCUCUCCACCCAGACUUCCAGUCCCGUUUUUCGCCUCUCGAUCCCUUCUCGUGGGAAAGACCCUUCCGAAUCCAGCUAAUUCACGGAGAUGCCGUCUUUCCAACACAAGGAAGAGCUGCAGAGCGGCCACCGACGAGGGUCUGCCUGCCUGAGCCAUGGAUCAACAUAGGAAGCAGUGCCGCGUGCCAGAUCCAAGGUCUCUACAAGCCCGGUCAAGUCCUCACACUGCAGGGUCAUUUCGAAUUCGAUGCCUUCGCUACUAUAGCCCUAUGCCAGGAAUUCGGCCGUCGUCAUCACUGGUCCCCUGAAGUCCUUGCGUCAUGCAUUGAGGAGAUCGAACGAAGUCCCGAAGAUGACUCCAGGGCCGCGGCCGAGGUCGUACUUCUGUUUUUGGCCGGGAGGGACUGCGCGAUGGAUGGUGGCCCCACGAAAUGUGAGCGCACAAAUAAUCUAGGACGGAAUAAAGAAUGA